UGUCAAUCUGCGAAACCGUCACGUAACUCAUAUAAAUAAAUCUGUGCUAACAAAAAGUGCGAAAUAAACACUAGGUACACAAAGCGCAUAAAUAAGUGCUAAAUACUGUGUAGUAAAAUAUUCUGUUUUUAAAACUGUUUGACCUUUGUUUAGUUUGAUCACAAUCAGUGAUUUACGCUGACUAUGUUUGUGAUUGAAUGUGGACAUAAUUGUACGAUUGUGUUAUAGAGUCAGAGAUGGUUAAGUGCAGUGUCGUGUGAAUUGUGUUGAUGUGUUGAGGAUAUGUGUUAUUGUGGCUUGUGAAGUCCACAAUUUUACGCCUUUGAAGUGUUUGCAAGACUUUUCUGUUGUGAAGGGCGGUCACAGGAUGCCUAAGAACAUGACCUAGUGCCCCAUGAGCGCGGCACCCUGCUACUCGCCGACCUCACGCACACAGACACAAGUACUUCACCAUGGUGCCCCGUUGGUUGUUGGCCUGCUGCGUGGUGCUGCUGGCGCGGCCAGCACACCCGCAGGGCGCGCAGCAGUGUCCGCCGCAGACCACCAUCACCCCCUGCAGCUGUACCGUCAAGAAGAACGGCCUCGACAUCCUCUGCGAGUUCACUGAACAGCAACACAUACAGAAGGCGAUGAACACUUUACGAUCCAAGCCCAUGAUCAUAUUCUAUUUAAAGUUACGACACAACAACCUUGCGAAAUUGCCGUCGUACAUAUUCCUGAGUCUGGACAUCCGCCAUCUUACCGUUCAUAACAGUAGCUUGGCAGUUAUUGAAGACUCCUCACUUAGUUCUAUUGGCAACAAGUUGACUCAACUCGACGUGUCUCAGAACAACCUGGCGACGAUCCCGACGUCGUCGUUCACGCAUCUUAAUCACCUGCUUAUCCUGAACAUGAAUCACAAUAAGGUGACAGCGAUCCACAACAGAGCCUUCCUCGGUCUGGACACUUUGGAGAUACUAACUUUGUACGAAAAUAAAAUAUCGGUCGUAGACGGCGAAGCUUUUAAGGGCUUGGAGAAAAAACUAAAGCGCUUGAACCUCGGAGGGAACGAGUUAACAGCUGUGCCGCAAAAGGCUCUCGCUUUGCUCGAGAACUUGAAAAAGCUCGAGAUGCAGGAAAACCGUAUUACGUCUAUUUCAGAAGGGGAUUUUGCAGGUUUGCGUAACUUGGAUUCAUUGGGUCUGGCGCACAACCAGCUCCGAGAGGUUCCAGCUAAUGUGUUCUCCCACUUGAACUUCCUCAACUCUUUGGAACUGGAAGGCAACCAGAUUCAACGAAUUGACGAAAAGGCUUUCGCUGGAUUAGAAGAAAAUCUGCAAUAUUUACGACUUGGAGACAAUCGCUUGCACGAGAUCCCAUCAGAAGCUCUGCGGCCUUUGCAUCGCUUGCGUCAUUUGGAUCUCCGUUCGAACAAUAUCACCUACAUAAGCGAAGAUGCUUUCACGGGCUACGGGGAUUCAAUCACUUUCCUCAAUAUGCAAAAGAACAUGGUUCAUCAACUGCCGACGAUGGGUUUCGACAACCUCAACUCUUUGGAGACGCUCAACUUACAGAACAACAAGCUCCAACACAUCCCUGAGGAGAUCAUGGAGCCCAUACUUGACACGCUUCGUGUGGUUGACAUUAUGGAUAACCCGUUAAUCUGCGACUGCGAUCUGGCAUGGUACGAAUUCUGGCUGGCCGGUCUGCGCGACCGAGACGAUGAGAUGAUGCAGAAGAAACGCACCAUCUGCACCAUGGUAAGCGAACACCGGGAGUACAGUGUCGCGAAGAUGCCCCUUGAGAAAAUGAAUUGCUUAAGAAAACCGGGGUACGGUAGACCCAACAGCGCAACCUAUACGAGUCCAAUGUUAGCAACGAACGUUGCUAUCGCUGUCAUCACUAGGUUAUUUUAGAAUAUUUUAUGCCUCUAUAAGUUACCCCUUUUUACUUUACCCCAUUAUGUUGAACGAAGGACCGCUUCGAACCAGCUGUGGCCGGAUGGCUCGGUGUCGGAUUCUUCGUGAAUUUAAAAUUUUGUUAAAAAAUUAAAUUGAUGAAUUUGUGCAAAUAAAUCGAUACAUAUCAAUUUUUGGGCUGAUAACAAAAUUAGUAUUUUGGAUUGGCAAUUUGUGAUAAGUAAGGAUUUUAUAAAGGCGUGAAUAAGUGUGAUACACUAUGUAUUUUUAAAAUUAGAAGACCUUUACGGUAGGUAUGCCUUACUUUAGAAUAAUACCAGCCAAGUUCUAUGCGGAGCCUUUGAGAUUUACUUCGAAUAAAAUUUCAAAGAAAUUUAUCUUUGACUUUUAAAAUAAGUCUUUGACGUGUUAAAAAUCUGACACGCAUAAAUGAAUAAUGUUUUUUUGAAUCUCAUCUACUGAUAUUUUAAAAAAGGAGGUGAACUUUUUUUUUAUUAUUAACCCCGCCUUUUCCAUGUUAACUCUCGUAUGAUGUCGUAAUUCUAAGCUUUUGCGCAUUUACCAUGUUGACUAUUCAAUAUUUAUCUAUACUCGUAAGUACGUGUAAUGGGGCUCCUGUAUUUACCAAAUAUUUAAAUAACAUUUCAAAGUUUUCCAAUUUUAGCAAAUUUCCAAAUGUUUCCUUGAAAUAAUUCUACCUCUCGUUUGUUAUGAUUACUGUGUUAGCUUAAUUGUAAAAGUUUAUAAACUAAAUGUUAUUUAUUAGAGCCCCUAAAUGUUCGAUGUAGUUUAGCUAUAAUAACAAUUAGUUAAGUGUUAGUUAUAAUGUCGAUAAAAAUUUUAUGCAGUUGACUCGUUUGUUGGCAUAAUUUUUGUUUUUGUAUCAUUUUAUUGUCUCGACUAUUUUAGGGUUAAAAUUAUUUUGGUUAAAUUUAUUAGAAUUUUAGAGUUAUAUUUAUAAGUUACUAAAUAUAUUGUUGCUGGUAUAAAUAUGUAUUUCAAAUGAAAUAUUAAGUAUUUUGUAGGUUUUUUUAAUUAUGUUUAGUUAAGUUUAUGUUAGUUCCUCGGUUUAUUUGGCUAAGCUUUUAAUAAUUAUUUUUAUAUUAUAAUUUGUGUAGGAUUGACUAAUAUACAUACUGUAAUUAUUGAAGUAAUAAAUGUGACUUUAAAUAUAAUGUGCUAUUGAUAUUUUGUUGCGUUACCUUUAAGUUAUUAUUGGUUUGCCAAAAAAAUAUAUAAAAAAAAGAAUUUUUAUCCUUGAAUACCUACAAACGUUGAAUGGUAAUAAGUGUGAAUGCUUACAUGAUUAUUUUACUUACCUCUGUUACAAAUAAAACAGAAUUAACAUUGAAAUCAAGAAUAGUUAUAGAAAAAUCAUUUUUUUUUAAAUUUCUUUGACGUUUGUGUAGCAAUUAUAUUUUCUAUAUUUUAAUAAUUAAAUUGUAAUAAAUAAAAACAUAUAUAAUUAUUUAUGUGUAUAUUACGUAAAGAACAUAUAUAUUAAAAUGUUUCUUUAUGUGUGAAUGUAUUCAACUGAUUUUGUAUAGCUGCGAAAUCAUGACCUUAUUUAAGUGAUAAAAAUGUAACCAAAAACAUAUCCCCUAGUCUGAAUUGCAUAAGUAAAUAUAAGCAUAUUCAUUAUAUAUACAAAUGUUGCGAAUAAAAGUGAAGCUUUCAAUGUGAUAAUUUUUGGUAUGGAAGUAUUUAUUGGAACGUACCAAAAUUUAUGAAGAACCUUAUUUUGUAUCUCUUCCCAAGUGUAUGUAUGUUUAGAAAAAAAUGUGUACCUAAAGUUUUUGAUAAAAAUGUUUAACGCGUGUAGGACGCGAGAUUGAAUACCUAUUUUGUAUUCUUUUUACACGCGUUUAUACAUUUUGUAAAAAAAAUCUAAAUGUUACAUCUCUAAAAAUAUAUUUAUGGUGUCUGAAAUUUAUAGAUGUUAUAUUAUUCACUUUAAAAUAUCAUUUAGAAUAUAAGAAGUAGUUGAUGCACAGUGUUAUAAUAUUGAUCACUUAUGCACUUAUUGACGUAUUUAACAUUAUAUAAUAAUUAUAAUAUAUUCGAUUGUAACAUAAAGGUCAGAGUCAAAGCAACCUGAUUAAUUAAGGGUACACUAUGCCGUCUUUAUAAUUGGUAUAGAUUUAAUAGUUAAUUGAAAACUUUCAAACAUAUAAAUGUCGUCUGUGAGUCUGUCUUUGAUGCUUCAUUCAACUUAUAUGAGUCAAAACGUAGGUAAAUGAAAUACUCUAAAUAUAAUUGAUCAAAGUAGAUCUUGUAAAUGAAAUACUCUAAAUAUGAUUGAUCAAAGUUAUCCCGAUAAAAUAAUAUUUAAAUUGAACAUUGAACUACACAAAUCUAUACAAUUGCGUUUUGACUUGUGAUAGUUGUUCGAUGUUAUUAUGCUAAAAUUUUAAAAGUUUUACUAUAUAACUAAGAUUUAUUCACUGUAAUCUGACGCAAGUUAAAUAUUAAAGUAUAUAUAAACUUAAAACGCAUUAAUGGAACCAACAUCAGACAUAUCGGAAGGAAGGUACGAGCAAUAAAUAAAAUUAUGUAAUCAAAAGUGACAUUUACUCACCUAAGUAAAAGCAUAUCAAACUAAUAAUAAGGCAUUUAUAUUCAUUAAUGUAUCAUUGUUGUGAAAUUAAUCAUUUAAUAUAAAUGGUAAAUUGUUUUAGUGUAAUUUCCCUGGAGCUUGUGAAAUCAGUAUUCGCAGUAUUUUAAAAUUCCUAAAGGGCUCCCUGAAAUGGUCAAGUGCAGUAGAGUCCCUCUAGACGAAACUAUUGUUCAUUUGACGCGAAUUAAUAUUUUUUGUCUCGUUUAACGAGUGUUAAGUGAAACGAAACGGAAAUCAUUUUAUGCCUGAUCUGGGCAUAAAAUGAUUAUACGUAAUUAGGUAUACGUUAUCUUCCUAAUUCAAAAUUACUCUAUAAUCUCCAAAUUUAUUUGUAAUCGGUUAAAAAAGUAUUUUAUUGUACAUGUUUCUGAGAAAAAGUAAGCACCGCUAGGCCAUUUCGGAGUCCCUUUAAACAAUUUUCAUGUAGUAUGUAAUAUUAACGGUAUCAAAUACGUUGUGUGUUAAUAGGAAUUACUAUUCUUCCGGCAGCAAUAAAUUCGUAUGUGUGAUUGAUAUUCUUAUUGAAGAGAAACAAUGCUUCUAUCUCACAUAUAUUGUGUAGCUCUUACUGGUAAUUAAAUUUGUGCUAGUAAAAUUAAUGCGAAGCAAAAUAGUCAAAUAACAGAUCUUAAGCCUACAUUCGCACGAGUGUUUUUUAACUGACGUUAAAAAAGCGUUCAAAUACAACAAAUGCAUUCUCCGGUAUCUAUUCACACGACAACGUUUUUAAAGCACGACGCUUUUACCGAGUAGUGUUGUAUUUUCAAUGUUGGUCGUUGGAAAUAGACCUUCAUUCAACUUCGAUACUAUACACUUUUGUAUGCUGAUCUCUUCAAAAUAUGUUUUUAUUUCACUUGUAUUUGUAUUUGUGGUGUGCAAAUAAAGAAUAUCUAUAUAUCUAUCUAUCUACACGCUAUGCCCGCCAACGCUGGGUUUUAACGCAGCGCUAUUUUAAAACUACAUUUGAACGCUUUUUUAACGUCCGUUAAAAAAACUGAGCGCAAACGCACGAGAGUUUUUUUAAAGACGUUAAAAAAGCGUUUAAUAUAGUAGUUAGUUAAAGAUAGGUCUAUUACAAACGCCCAAAAUUUAAAAUGAAACACUGCUCCAAAAAAGCGUCAUGUUUUAAAAACAUGUAUGCAUAUAUACUUGGGAAUGCAUUUGUUGAAUUUAAACGCUUUUUAACGUCCGUCAAAAAAGCUCUCGUGCGAAUGUAGCUCCGGUACCGCGUUACCUCGUAACCAAAUGAGUAGUACCUACCUACUUCUUUCAAUUUUGUCAUUUAAUUCGUUUUACUGCAUCGUCACCUAACAUCCUCAUCAUCAUUAUCAACCCAUAUUCGGCUCACUGCUGAGCUCGAGUCUCUUCUGAGAAUGAGAGGGGUUGGGCCAAUAGUUCACCACGCUGGAUUGCCCAAUGCGGAUUGGCAGACUUCACACACGCAGAGAAUUAAGAAAAUUCUCUGGCAUGUAGGUUUCAGCUUUUGAGACACGUAAUUUUUUUUUUAAUGCACUCAACUGAAAAGUUGGAGGACAGGAUUCGAACCCACACCCUCCGGAAUCGAAAAAGAGGUCAUAUCCAUCAUCCUAACAUCCUCAGAAGUAAAUGUUAGCUAUACCGUAUGUUGUGAGGUAGAACAUUCAGUUUUAAUUAAUUAUAAAUCUAUAUAGUUUGUUGUUGUUUAAAUAAAAAAAAAUCAAGAAUAUAACGUGUUCAUAAUAAGUUUAUAGUCACAUUUAUUAUUAUGUAACGUAUUUCUAAUAUUGAAAUUUCGCUGUAAAGGUGUAUCAAAUUUUGAUUUUAAUAAAAAUUUAAAUAUGA
Molecule: messenger RNA, 6336 nt
Organism: Bicyclus anynana (squinting bush brown)
Lineage: Eukaryota; Metazoa; Arthropoda; Insecta; Lepidoptera; Nymphalidae
Product: slit homolog 1 protein
Exons: 11
Coding region: 453-1895 (480 amino acids)
Molecular function (GO): protein binding
Source: RefSeq, a predicted model, not a curated record